Molecule: messenger RNA, 243 nt
Organism: Dibothriocephalus latus
Lineage: Eukaryota; Metazoa; Platyhelminthes; Cestoda; Diphyllobothriidea; Diphyllobothriidae
Source: the annotation of a GenBank genome assembly
AUGGUCUCCACCGCAUUCACGCCUCCUUACAGUGACCUGGCGGAUGAGGACGCAGACCCAGUGCCGUACGAGCAGAAGAGAAGGACGCCAUUGGAUAACAGAGGAGCAGAAGAUGCGGAAGAAUGCCGGAGUCGUGGGAUACAGUCCUGCGCAUACUGGAAGCAGGGUCCACCCUCGACUAUGAAACAUACCAGUGAGCUCAGUGCCAAGGACCUGGUAUGCAAUUCCAUUCAUGCUUAUUAA